AUGACUUCCCUUACAAGGCGUCUAGGCUGCCUGCUCGGGGUGCUUUCCUUGGGCACUAGCCUAGCCCAUGGCCAGUCCAUAUCCACCGUCAACGGCGAGGAGGUGACCAUGUUGACGGGCACAAAGACACAACACUCGACCACAUCGAUACCAACAAACCUAUAUCAAACCUAUACCACGCGCAUCACGCUUGGAACGACCACAGGCGCUGAAUCAACCAUCAUCGCUUCGGUUUCAGGAAACGGCACCGAUGUCGCCCUCACUUCCUCAUCCGCUUCCGAGACUUCCAGCGCAACGCUGAGUUACCUGACGGGCACCAACUCGCACUCGACAUCGACCUCCAACACGACUGCGUCGAGCACAGAGUCUCCGAAGCCCGUACCGACCAACACACGGCCGUGCAACAACUAUCCCGAAUUCUGCGGCCGCAAGUACAGCAACAUUACCGAAGUCGGUUGCCACAACAGCCCCUUCGUCAGGGCGAAUUCCGCUGCUGCCAACCAACAGCUCGGCGUCGUCGAUCAGCUCAACGAUGGCGUCCGUUUCCUCCAAGCCCAGAUUCAGUUCCCUACCAACGAUUCGGUGCCUCACUUCUGCCACACCACCUGCGACCUCUUCGAUGCCGGUCCCAUCACCGAAUGGCUCACUACCGUCAAGGACUGGGUUGUGGCCCACCCUUAUGACGUCGUGACCAUUUUGCUUGGCAACGGCAACUACUCGACACCGGAUUUCUACGUCCCCCAUAUCGAGAAGACGGGCAUCCUCCGCUAUGUCUUCACCCCGCCUGUUGUUCCCAUGGCACUCGACGACUGGCCGACACUGUCGCACAUGAUCCUGACUGGUCAGCGCGUCGUCAUGUUCAUGGACUACAUGGCCAACCAGACAGCCUAUCCGUGGCUUCUGGACCAGUUCAGCCAGAUGUGGGAGACUCCGUUCGAUCCGGUCGACCAAAACUUUCCGUGUGUCGUCCAGCGACCGCCCGACCUGCCCGCCGACCAGGCCAAGAACAGGCUGUAUCUGAUGAACCACAACCUGAACGGGGAGGCUAACCUGCUCGGAAACGUCCUCAACGUGCCAGACCUAAGUCGGAUCAACGUGACGAACGCCGCCGAGGGCUUUGGAAGUCUGGGACUGUCAGCAAAUAACUGUCGAUCGGAUUGGGGCCGGGCGCCAAACGUGCUCAACGUGGACUACUACAAUAUGGGAGAGUACCCCGGUAGCGUGUUCGAGGCGGCGGCGAGAGUCAACAAUGUGACGUACAACAGGAAGUGUUGCGGCGAGGAGGCCAGCUCGGCUGGCAGGAUCGAGGCCAUGCUGAAGGUGCCUUUGACUCUGGGUUUGAUGUGGGCUGCUUUCUGGACACUGGUUUAA
Molecule: messenger RNA, 1371 nt
Organism: Sordaria macrospora k-hell
Lineage: Eukaryota; Fungi; Ascomycota; Sordariomycetes; Sordariales; Sordariaceae
Biological process (GO): lipid metabolic process
Molecular function (GO): phosphoric diester hydrolase activity
Source: RefSeq, a predicted model, not a curated record